This is a messenger RNA of Ectocarpus sp. CCAP 1310/34, 6986 nucleotides long. Lineage: Eukaryota; Phaeophyceae; Ectocarpales; Ectocarpaceae. The record is from the annotation of a GenBank genome assembly.
GCAACGCUCUGUUGGGGCUUGCCCUACUACGGAGGUAGGGCCCUGUGCUUGUGAUGUCUCUUCCUCCUACCCGCCGAAGAAGCUUCAUUACGCUGCCACCCGCUUUGGAGGAGGGGACACGGGCGCUGUCGACACAUCGGAGUUUUGCAGCCCCCACCCGAAAUAGUCAAGAUGUGGGAACACAGCCGCAGCAGCCACUCCAGCAGCAGGAUCAGCAGCAGCAGCAGCAGCAGCAGCAGCAACAACACCGCGAGCAGCCAAGACUUCUGACUGCACGACAUGUGCUUGUAGCAGCUGCCUUGUUUGUGCUGGUCUUCAUUGCAGGAUCCCGCUCGUGCGUCGGCAGCAGCUGUGCUCCUUGCAGUGGGAGGGACGGAGUGGGGCUCACGGUACAUGCAACAACCAACGGCAACGCUGCCGGCUUGCCUCCAGACCCCCGACAUCGACCAUACUAUGACCUAGUUGUGGCGGUGCUGGCUUUGGGUGGAGAGUCCAAGGAAGCUCAGGAGGAGAUCGCGAGAGUGCGAAAGGUAUACGCGAGAUACGGCUCGGAGGUUGUUCCUGAUGGGUCUGAGGGACCGCCGUUGACGUUUCGAGUCGUGUUUGUCGUCGGCAGGGCGGGGUUGCUCGACGAUAACGAGCUGCCGAAGGCGGGGUUGCUACGGGGAGACUUCUAUCACGUGGACGUCCGAGAGGGAUACGCCCACUUGAGCGAUAAGACCAAGGCCAUGGCAGGACUUGCAGAGCAUCUCCGGUUUCGUUUUUUGGCCAAGACGGACGGGGAUACGUUUCCGUGCCUCGCGCGCGUGACGAAGCAGCUGGUAGACUUGCCCGGGGAGCAGCAGCCGAAAGUCUACGCUGGGAUGUUGAACAAGUGUGGUACGGUUUUCCCGAAGGGGCACAAGCUGUACGACCCGGAAUUCUUGGCUGCAACUGGGGGCACCAUCGACUGCCAUCCCAUGUACCACCAGGGAGCGUUCUAUAUUCUCGGGGUGGACAUUGUAAAUUUCUUGAACAAGAGCAGGGACAUGCUCUCGGUGAUGUCCGUGGAGGACGCUAUGAUGGGGCUGUGGCUGCUUGGUGUCGACAAGGUCAUGCUUGACAUCGGUGGAAGCUUCUACUGCAAGUGCUUCACCCACCCGGUGCCGCGAAAUAAGUUGUCAUUUUACCACUUUUGUAAGACGGACGAAAAAAUGGACGUCUGCUUGCGCGAAUUCGGUGCUUGUUGACGUUUUGUUUUGUUUUCAAGCAAAACCUUUGUGAAACGUGAACAGUCCUGAUUGUAGACUUAUUGUCCGGAUCACUGUGUUCGUAUGCCGUUACUAUGAAGAUGGAUGUCGAUUGUUGUAUGCAAGACUCGGGUCUGCUAUUUUUGUUUCAGCUACAAGAUGCCUCAAGUACCGUGUCACUCUUCGGACUGAAAGACAGGAUAUGUAACCUCAUUUUAUAUUCCCUGCCUGGGUGGAGCCAGCGAUGAACCUUGUUCGAAGGGCAAGAAUGUAAGAGAAGUAGGUUGGGUUAAGAGUUGGAAAGUGAUCGAUGUCGUGCUUCAGCCACGCUGUUUCGGAACCAUGGCCGUGCUGUUGCUGUUAUGUUGUUGGUUUACCUGUGCACUCAUGGACAACCUCCGUUUUUGUUUGGGUUACGUACCUUGCAGCGCGCGGAAUUUGUCAGUACUUCUGGUGGCCAACAGGUGGAUAGUGUAGAACAGUUGAUGACUAAGUGCCGUACAUGCGAAUAGCGUUUGCUAGAGGACCACAGCAGCACAGCAGUGGGCACUGUCUACCUUUUUUUGUUCCGUUAUUUCUCGGUCAGCACGGUGCUGUCAUCACCCAGUGGAUGCUCUCUUCGAUAAGUGUUUUGAAACUGUAAAUACGUGUCGAGGCUGGUGUGGAGUGGUGUAAAAUUCAGUGGUCGUGGUGCGGUGCAUGCCCGGGUGGUGUCCCCUCUAGGUCGAAUGAUAUCACACUAUCGAGCUGUUGCGGCGGUGUUCCCUCGUGAUUUGCGUUCAUAUCAAGACAGGUAGAGCGGUUCUUGCCUUGAUUAUUGGCGCGAGAACUACUGCUGUACGUAUAUUGUUGCCGAUCCUUUCCCUCGCCGACCGUGGACGAAUGUUGUGUGCACACGAAGUAUGAUUUCGCGUUCGCUUGGGCUUCGGAUUGGGGUCAGUGGCGGUUCAAACAUAGAUUGCCAUUGUCGUGACCGCCAUUCUUUCCAAUACUGCUGUGGAGGAACCACUUUUCAAAUCGGUCCAGGGGGUGUGGUAUCUUGAGUCACCUACGGGUUGCGCCAGCCAAGCUUGCGUCACCUGCAAUUUUAGUUUCGUAUGCGUCAGUUGGACCAGUACGGACAUUGGAAGGCUGAGUGGAGACCGGAACGGGUUUUUGAUGUGAACAACAACGACAAAAACGCGUGCUGCUGUACUUAUGUAGCAUACCAAUAAAGUUUUUGCGGGGUGCCACUUUCUGAGUCUCAACACACAGACCUACCAACACCAACACUACUAUAGCCCCACAGAGCACAUUGGUGAUUGCUAUUGAUCCCCCAUUUUUUCCCGCAAUUCCUGUCAAUCCACCAACGGAAAUCCAUCAGGUUGCAGAAAGAUAUUUCAAAAACAACUGGUCGAUUUUCAAACCUAGAGUACUUUGCUGCAAACUCAGGGAUGGUGCCGACAACGGCGUCGCUGGAACCGUCUCGCUGAGAGCUUUUCGAGAGAGUAUCGCUUGGUUUUCGCGUCUUCGUCGUGGAGCAAUCGAGCUUUGAAAAUCGGUCCAAGGGGUGUGGUAUCUUACAUACCGCACUGAGAUAUCCCCCCAGGGAGCUCCGCAAUUUCAUUGCUCAAACCGUAAGGGCGCCGCUAAUGUACCGGAAGGGUUUUGUCCCGUGCCCAUCCUUCUUAACUUAUCCCUCCUGUGCAUGUCCGACUCGCUGGAUGACCUACUGAGUUCGUGCUCCCUCGCGUCAAGAGCCAUCCGGUUGUUGACGGCUGAGACGAAAAGACGGGCGAUUUUUCUCCGCGCAUGCUGCUCACAAUACGAGGUAGCUUUGGAACGGCUCUCGGAGGCGCGCCUCGAUUCCCUGCAGCAGGACUCGCGACUGCAGGAUGAACAACAUGAACUGCCUCCCCGACAGCGCCAAUCGUUGACUGAACCCGACCGGCGGCGAAAAGCUGGGCAGAGCCGCUUUGACUGUCGACAAGGCUCGAAGGCGGCAGGUUGCUGCGUAGCUUCAGCCACCACUGAUGGACAAGCGAGGUGCCGGAGCGCCUCGUCGGAAACACGCACCGCACUUGACACAGCGACAACGCAAGCCGCCAUUUCGGAGAUCUCGCGAUCUCCGAGGAAUCGACGUGAGGUGUCGACAAACGACUCCGCUGUUUCGCAAGAGUCGUCGCCCAUGACAAAGUCUCUGGAGGAAAUCCUGGAGCAAGCUCGCAGCAUUCGGACCAGUAACGUCUCGACGACGGUGCCUGCUGGGCUCAACGACGCGACGGGUGCCAAGCGAGCGGAGAUCCCUAGCAGCGGCAGCAGCAGCGUACGUGGAGGGUACCUCAAGGCGGCAAGAUCGGUGACAGGGAAGGCGCGGUUAACCGCUUCAUCCAGCAGUGGUUGUAGGGCAGGGGUAGCUCCGGGCGCAAGAACCAAGAGAGCGAACUCUGUCUCCGGGCGACCUUUAGGCCAUACAGAAACUGGAACUAUCAGGAAGGCCACUUCACCUACGGUGGCCACCCGUGACAACGAACGACGGGGGAACGCUUCUUGCCGAAGUGGAAAUGAAUCGGGCUUUAGCCAUACUGGGGCGAACCGAUCCCAUGUCACUUGUUCCCAACGUUCCGCCACACAAUCCGAGUGUUUGGAACAGCUUGAAGAGCAGGCUCAGGUCUCGGAAAUAUCUGAGGCUACUGUGAACGAGGUUGCGGUAGAAAUUGCUGCAAAUCUUGAGAGUGGGAUGUGGGAGGAGAUAGAUUGCUAUGAAGCAGCAAGAGCAAGGUUUUUGGGACGAGACGAUGGAAGCAGCGGCAGCAGCGGUGGUGACGACGGCAGCAUGGGAGGCAGCUCGCGUGCUGUGUUCGAGGCCGCUGAGGAAUCACUUCUGCGCGAUCUCGAUGCACCAGGCUCAGACGGUUCCUGCGCCGAUGGUUACCCUCAUGCACGAGGUAGCCCUCUGCCAGACCCACUUUUUUUUCGUUGGCGAGAGAUGCUUCGGGUCCGACAAGCACCUCGUUAUGAUGCAACACCUCGCCAAGACGUCUGCCACGGCCAAGACCUGCUUGGCAGCGACAACGCUGGGUGUACCGAUCUACGUUGUCCAGAGCGCAGCGAAGGCUGUGCUGCGGGCGCUGGGGAAGCACAAGGGCAAUGCGAUGUCGGAAGGUUGAGAGAAAUACAACUGCUGCAACGGUCACUUUUGAUGCUGCUGGAUGAAGCCGAGGGGAAGAGGGAAGUGUUCGCCCAAGAGGAGCGGAGGCGAGCGGGGUACACGGGCGUGGAGACUUGGAGAGGGAGGGAUACUCGGCAACGUGAAGAGCGCAGCGACGAGGGAGGCAUGAGUCGACUGUUGCAAGAAUUCGAAGACUGGUACUGCCGGAACAAGACUGGGCACGUUACCGGCUUGAUACGGGAGACUUUGGAUGCGAUGACACAUGACUCUUGCAGCUAUGCCGACUUGUCAACACUGUCCGAGGAAGCCAAAGCCCUCGUUGCGAACCCAUCGCUUGUGCUGACGGGAGAGAAUCCUCUCUGCACCUUUCCGGGACCGUUUGAUGGCUGUGCUGGGUGGAAAGAUUGGCAACAUGCCAACGGGGUCCAAGCCUUGCGUAAUACUGCGUGUUUCGCUCUGGUUGAAGAGCUGCAGUGUCGCGCGCCUUCUUGCUGGCCCCAUGAUAGCGACUCCGCGCUAGGACACACAGCAGAGCUCUUCGCGCGACAACUACGGACCAACUCCGUUCUUGCUGCGGAAACGGACAUUUCCCGCCUUGUUGUCCCCGCCCUGGCGCGUGAGCUAUCGCAUGCAUGCCGCCGUCAACGAUCUGCUGAAAAGCCACCUGUAAUACCUGCAAUGGAAGUACAGCAGCAGCAGCAGCAGCGGCAGGUUCGGAUAGACGACGCCCAAGGCAGAUUCAAGACUGGCCGUAGCGAACGGCACGGCAUUAAUCCGGAGUCUUUGCGCGAAGCGGUUCCAAAAUGGCGCGUGCCCGCUGGGGAGGAGCGGAGAUGUGGUCUCACCUCCGACGAAGCGAGGGACGACGCGCAUUGGGCCCUUGUACUGGCCGUUUUCCGGGCGGUGGAUUCUAUUCUAAGCGGUGGCGGGAGGCCGAGGCUGAGCUUCGUACGCCGCAGUGCUACUGCUUGCUGGGAUAAUUGGAAGUGAGCCUGUCCAUGGCGUUUUGUCGUCUAUAUAGCUUAAAAAUUCGGUUUGUGGCCAACACAUGUAACCGAAGAACGGUCGUUCUGCGUUUGUCAUCUUCUAGUUUGCUUUGGCUCGUGCUGCUGUGCAUUCCAGAGCCGUCUAUUUCAAAUUCGUGCGUCCUGCUGUUUUUGCUGAGAUGCAUCACAUAAGAGAUUGGGUCUGCGUUUGGAAUUCAUUUCGGCAAUGCCGAUUUUGCUGGGUACACUGUCCACGGUCAGGAAGCGCCGAGGUGUGUUUUCACGUCUGGAAGUUCCGACGCACACAAAAAGCGAACGCGCACGAUUUUCUGCUGUAGGCAAUGAUGACCUGAUCUAUUGUACCCCCUCGGGAAUUUCGCGCCCAUGGCGACAUCCCUAAUUUUUUUUCUCCAUCUGACGCUCAGAAUUUCUUCAAGAACUGCCGAAGAGGUUCUUACUUUGUCGUCGUUAUCGAACCUCGGCUACUACACGAGAGCGACAUUUUAUUGCGCGGAGUCCGCCGGCCAGCUGCGCGUGCGUGUGUUUGUUGGAUCGUUAUUGGUAGCUAUCGGCCAAACUUUGCAAACCUGUUUGCUGAGUACACUGCAGGCGUUGCUUGCCCGAGGAUCGCUGGUGUUCAGCCUUCAGCGCGGAAAAACUCAGCAAAAACACUUGAACGAACGCGAAGACAAUUUUUUUCGAUGGCUUGCAGUCAUGUGUCGGGAAAACAAGCGAACAACAGAGCAUCCCAUCGCUAUCGACAAUCGAUCACCCAGUUUUUCAUGUACCCGUUGAUCGAGCAAGUCAGCUCGUGUGUCUACCCGCUGCUGACGGGCUACUGGAUACAUCCGUUGUUGAUGCUCCGUAACUAUUGCAUGCAGUCUAGGCGUUCGGCGAUGCGCGCCCACCCCAUAGAAAAGAUUGUGAGAGGAGCGGUGCUACAAUAUGUUGUCGCCAGAACCUCACUAUUUCUGUGCGUAUCGAAUGUGGUGGCGUGGUGUAGCCUACUCUAAAAUAGUCGUUCGAGACACAACCACCAUGUCGAUCCUAACGUAGUUGGCACUGGCCCCCCCAAAGCACAGGAAAGAAGGUUGGUUGUGUCGAGGAAACUGUUACAACGUAGUCAGGCACAGUUUACCAUAGGUGCGACUGCGGCAACCAGCCUUCCGUAGAAAUAAUACAGGAAGAGAUGGUCAGCAGAGAACAUGAGCACAGAGUUGUAGCGGAGAUAAUUUGGCAGGCGAGACUGUAGUUGUUUUAUUGUUCCGAACCCCGAAAUUCCGGUACUGGGGCCAUUACCCCGGAGACCCUCGGAACCUGCUGUGUUUUUCUGCUUGUUUUUUGUUUUGUUUUGUUGUUAAGAUGAGACACAAGCGCGCCUUCGCCCCUUUGUGCUCACCCUCACCUAUCACCCAUCAAAGCCUGACCAGGGAGUCAGUUGAUAAAAUCAUCUAUCUACAUUUCUCAUUCCAACGCUCGCUCGGGCCUACCGAUCUCACAGCAGUGUAGGCCAACCUCUGUAAUAGCGCGGUGACAGCAGUGUAACCUCUAUGGUAGACUACAAAGUCUACGAGCUACAGCAGCACCGCCACCUCCGCUGCUGCAGGACGCCACAUUUUG